CGGAGCCCGAGCGCGGCCGCCGCCUGCCGGGCCUCCCCUCGCCGCGGCCGGCCGCCGCGCUCCCGCCCGGGCGCCCAGCUAUGUACUCCCCGUACUGCCUCACCCAGGAUGAGUUCCACCCGUUCAUCGAGGCGCUGCUGCCUCACGUCCGCGCCUUCUCCUACACCUGGUUCAACCUGCAGGCGCGGAAGCGCAAGUACUUCAAGAAGCACGAGAAGCGGAUGUCGAAGGACGAGGAGCGGGCAGUGAAGGACGAGCUGCUGGGCGAGAAGCCCGAGAUCAAGCAGAAGUGGGCAUCCCGGCUGCUGGCCAAGCUGCGCAAAGACAUCCGGCCCGAGUUCCGAGAGGACUUUGUGCUGACCAUCACGGGCAAGAAGCCCCCCUGCUGUGUGCUCUCCAACCCCGACCAGAAGGGCAAGAUCCGGCGGAUUGACUGCCUUCGCCAGGCCGACAAGGUGUGGCGGCUGGACCUGGUCAUGGUGAUUUUGUUUAAGGGGAUCCCCCUGGAAAGUACUGACGGGGAGCGGCUCUACAAGUCGCCCCAGUGCUCGAACCCCGGCCUGUGCGUGCAGCCACAUCACAUUGGAGUCACAAUCAAAGAACUGGAUCUUUAUCUGGCUUACUUUGUCCACACUCCGGAAUCCGGACAAUCAGAUAGUUCAAACCAGCAAGGAGAUGCGGACAUCAAACCACUGCCCAACGGGCACUUAAGUUUCCAGGACUGUUUUGUGACUUCCGGGGUCUGGAAUGUGACGGAGCUGGUGAGAGUAUCACAGACUCCUGUUGCGACAGCAUCAGGGCCCAACUUCUCGCUGGCAGACCUGGAGAGUCCCAGCUACUACAAUAUAAACCAGGUGACCCUGGGGCGGCGGUCCAUCACCUCCCCUCCUUCCACCAGCACCACCAAGCGCCCCAAGUCCAUCGAUGACAGCGAGAUGGAGAGCCCUGUCGACGACGUCUUCUAUCCUGGCACAGGCCGCUCCCCAGCAGCUGGCAGCAGCCAGUCCAGCGGGUGGCCCAACGAUGUGGAUGCAGGCCCGGCUUCUCUAAAGAAGUCAGGAAAGCUGGACUUCUGCAGUGCCCUCUCCUCUCAGGGCAGCUCCCCGCGCAUGGCUUUCACUCACCACCCGCUGCCUGUGCUUGCUGGAGUCAGACCAGGGAGCCCACGGGCCACAGCAUCAGCGCUGCACUUCCCUUCCACAUCCAUCAUCCAGCAGUCGAGCCCAUACUUCACGCACCCGACCAUCCGCUACCACCACCACCACGGGCAGGACUCGCUGAAGGAGUUUGUGCAGUUUGUGUGCUCGGAUGGCUCGGGCCAGGCCACCGGACAGCCCAACGGUAGCGGCCAGGGCAAAGUCCCGGGGUCAUUUUUGCUACCACCGCCGCCUCCAGUGGCCAGACCUGUGCCCCUUCCUAUGCCUGAUUCCAAAUCCACCAGCACUGCCCCAGACGGCGCCGCCUUGACUCCUCCAUCACCUUCAUUCGCAACGACAGGCGCCUCCUCUGCCAACCGGUUUGUCAGCAUCGGACCCCGGGACGGCAACUUUCUGAACAUCCCACAGCAGUCUCAGUCCUGGUUCCUCUGAUAAGAUCGACAAAAGAAAUGGCAAAAUGAAAAGAAGAGGUUCCUCAAAAGGGGGGAGAAGAAAUUUUGAGACGUGGAAAAAUCCCCCAGCCCAGCCCAGCCCCACCGAAAAGCAAAAAUUAGACGUCGUCAGCCACUCAGCCCUUCUCUCCUCCAGCCCGGGGACCCCUGCAGGCCCCCAGAAGCAGCUCAGUUCUCGGAGAGCCUCAGAAGAGGUCUCGGUGGAGCUGUGCACCAGCAGCCAAGCAGAAAGAAACAUGCAAAACGGACUCUGUCAAGUAGAGGACAGAAAGAAAGGAUGCAGAACUGCCUUCCUCCCCCCACAUCCCGUCCCGGCCUUCUGGGGAAGGAGCAAAAUCCCCAAACAAAGCAACCAGCACAAUUCUGAAGGGGCCUGUCCCCCACCCUCACCCUUCCUAGGGGAACCCCACCCUCGACUAGGGCCGGAGCUUCACUAGGGAGCUCAGAGGACCAGCUUGUAAAGAUGAUGGGGUGCAGAUCCAGAGGGCUCUCCCCUCCAGACUCCACCCCCUCCCUCCCUCACUGCCUUUGCCUCUGGCUUCUUUCCCCCAGCUGCUCUGGACCGGGUGAAGCAGGAUAGCCUCGCCCCACCCUCGGGCUAGAAGCCCCCCCAACCCCGGCUGGGCAGGGGGCAUCUCCCGGAGCUAGUUGUGUGCUCCCAGAAUGGAGGGUGUUCUACCACCCGACCCUGAGCUGCAGGGGCAGUUCCCCGGGCCCCAAACCCCUCUGUACAGUCCAUAGGAAAAGGUCGGAAUGCUCUAGACAGCCCAUCCCAGCCUGGGACAGGUCCCCUCUUCCCUCUCUCCCAAGGCAGGCCAGGAAGGUCACCGUCCUGACAUGCUACAAGUGAGGGGAGGUGGGCCCCAGGUUGCCCCCACACCCCAGCCCCGCAUGCAGGUGCCCUCGCUCCGCCCCAUUGGUCCCUGCCCCUGCCCCUACGCAGACAGCCCUGCUGUGGCCGGGCCGGAGAGUGGAGCAGAAAGGGGACCCCGGAGUCGAGCGAGGAGGACGAGGCAGCCGCCGCUGCCCUUGGCUAAACCGCCACCUGCGCUAGGUAGGCGUCCUGCUUGCCGACUUUCAGUUCCUUUGGAGGGUGUUGGGUGUCGUCCUUUUUCAAAAGUGUUUUG
Molecule: messenger RNA, 2736 nt
Organism: Kogia breviceps (pygmy sperm whale)
Lineage: Eukaryota; Metazoa; Chordata; Mammalia; Artiodactyla; Physeteridae
Gene: NFIX
Product: nuclear factor I X
Biological process (GO): regulation of transcription by RNA polymerase II
Cellular component (GO): nucleus
Molecular function (GO): DNA-binding transcription factor activity, RNA polymerase II-specific; RNA polymerase II cis-regulatory region sequence-specific DNA binding
Source: RefSeq, a predicted model, not a curated record